CUGGGGGUUGUCAGUGUAUGAAAUGUAGGUCUAAGUGAGACCUACAUAGAGGUUUUUGGUUCAUGUCUCUACAACAUUCCUACUGGAAGUUACAGGCAGUUUUGUCUGAGUUUUCUUCCUAGGAGCAGUUGUGUCUGUGUUUUCUUCCUAGGGGGCGCUAGAGCGCAAUCUUGAGUUUUGGGGUUGGGUUUUUUUUAUUUAUUACUGUGUCCAGUUAGUAAUUACUAUUACUAACUGGACACACACAUUCCUGAUGUGUGUGUCCAGUUUGGUGAGUUUUGAAGCAUGUUAAGGGGGUCACAUUACAGCUCAAAGAGGCAAAAAUUACUGUUUUUACGAAACUUUUGUUUUGAAGGGGGAAUUGCCAACUUCCUGUUGAUUUUUGCUGAAGGAAGUCAAUGUAUGAAAUCUAGGUUUUUUCCUAGGGGGCGCUAGAGCGCAAUUUUGAGUUUUUUUUUUUUUUUUUUUAUUAGAUCGCAAUUUUCGCCAGUCCUAAUGUGUGUGUCAAAUUUGGUGAGUUUUGAAGCAUGUUGGGGGUCAAAUUACAGCUCAAAGAGACGGCGGAAUAAUAGUAAUAAAACCUUACAAUUACAAUAGGGUCCUCUGUCCCAAAGAGACAUUGCGGUCCCUAAAAAAGGUAAAAAAUAAAAAUAGAAAGUUGGAACAUAUAAUAGAAAAUUAAAAUAGAAAUAAAAACAUGAAAAACACUAGAUAAACACUAGAUAAAACAGAAACAUAGAUAAAAUAGAAAUAAAAAACAUGAAAGCACUGGCAUUUGCAUCGACGAAAGUAGGUUUCCACAUCAUGGCAAGUCAGCGGCCUCCUUCCAGCAUGGGUCGGCCAAUGAGCCGUGCAGGAUCAGCAGUCCCCGGAACCGGAAGACCAUUAACAGCUGUCCGACCUCCUCCUACAGCUAUACGCAUACCCACUGGGAUGGUUCCAGGUACAGGUGUUCAUCCUGGCAUGAGGGCGAGUAUUGCAACUCCUGGUGUCCUGUCAGCACAGAUCAAAGUGACUGAUAGGCCUGUGACCCAGCAGGGCCUCAGUGGGAUGAAGACUGGGUUGAAAGGACCCCAGAGACAGAUUUUGGACAAGUCUUAUUAUUUGGGUCUUCUCAGGAGUAAGAUCAAUGAGCUAACCACAGAGAUCAGCAAACUACACAAAGAGAUUGACACCUUCAAUCAAGAGAACUCAGUCUAUCUGUCCUAUGAAAAGAGAGCUGAAAGUCUGGCUGCAGAGAUCAGGGAUCUGCAGGGCCAGCUUGCUGAUUACAACAUGUUGAUGGACAAGCUCAACACUAACUCUGACAUGGAGGAAAUGAUCAACGACUACAACAACUUGAAGGGCCAGAAUGACAGAGAGGCUGAAAGCAUUGACAACAUCUUCAUUGAGAGAAGAGAGAGAGAGGAGGCCAUCAGAGCUGUUGAAGAGGAAAUCAAGAAGGAAAGGCGUGUUGCUGACGAGAUCAUCCAGUCCAUGCCAACAGCAAAGCAGGAGAAGUACUUCACCAUGACAACAGCCAAUGAGGAGCUGCUACAGGAGCUUUCGCUACUUCAAGAAGAACUAGAUGCUCUGGUCACCAGGAAGGAGGAAUACGAAGCGGAGCUGGCCCACUCGCAGAUUAAACAGGAAGUGGUUCGUCUCCACAAGACUUUGUCAACACUGGAGGCAAAGCGGGACACCAUGGAGGCCGAGCAAAAGAACUUCAGCACACCACAGGAGGAAAGAGAGAAACUAUUGAAACAGGUGAAAGAAGACAAUCAGGAAAUUGCCAGCAUGGACAGACAGCUUUUGGAGAUCAAGGACAGGACCGGUCAAAUAACAGAAGACAUCCAACAGUUGGAGCAGGACUCAGAGGAAGCUCAAGGGGAAUGUCAGCAGAAGUACAAGGAACUGAAGAGAAAAGAAGAAGAAAUUGAUGGCUUCUUGCACUCCUUUGAGGAGUUGAGGGGUCAGGAGCAGAACAAGAUGGCCCACAGCCAGGAAAAUAUUGUCUCUCUCUUAGAGCACUGCAGCAGGAACAUGUUGCGGCUCUGUCAGGUGGAUACAAUCACAGCCAGCGAGCUGAGGAACAUGCAGGACGUGCUGGUCAGCAAAGAGACAGAAGUGUCCCAAUCAGCGAGUACCGCCAGGGGACUGACCACCGAGUCCCAGCGUCUGCAGCAGGACCUGGACAAAGUGCAGCAGCUGGAGGGCAAGAUCACAGGGGAGCUAAACACCCUCAAGGAACAUGUCGGCCAGAUGGAGUCGGAGCUGCUUACCUAUAGCGACCUGGACACGCUGAGACACACGGCCGAGGACAGAAAGAAGAGAUUGCAAGAAGAGCGAAUCUCCCUUACACAACAUCGAGAUUCAUUCCGACAGCUGCUGGAGGAGAUGAACCACAAAUAUGAAGCACUGAAGACCAAGCUGGAGGAAAACGAGACGCAUGCGCAGCUGGCUAACCUGGAGAGGAAGUGGCAACAUCUGGAACAGAACAACUUUGUCAUGAAAGAAUUCAUCGCCUCAAAGUCUCAGGAAAGUGACUUUGCUUCAGUGGCCAAGAAUGUUUACCAGCAAGUGUCGGAUUACAACAAAUGUCUCAUAGACUCACUGCAGAACAUCAGAAGCUGAGUACACGAUUAAUAUUAAAACGUUUAAUCAAUACAUCAAUAAACAUGUUCAGUCAUAUUCGACCAACAGUAACUUUUUUCAGCCAGUCCUCAAUAAAAAACAAAGGAUGGAUAUAC
Nerophis lumbriciformis (worm pipefish) is the source of this 2729-nucleotide messenger RNA. RefSeq names its product intraflagellar transport 74 (gene ift74). Gene Ontology annotation, biological process: cilium assembly; intraciliary transport involved in cilium assembly. Gene Ontology annotation, cellular component: cilium; intraciliary transport particle B. The record is from RefSeq and is a predicted model, not a curated record. NCBI's taxonomy places the organism in Eukaryota, Metazoa, Chordata, Actinopteri, Syngnathiformes, Syngnathidae. Gene Ontology annotation, molecular function: beta-tubulin binding.